Messenger RNA from Cucurbita pepo subsp. pepo (vegetable marrow), 410 nucleotides. Its product is annotated as transcription factor PRE6. Gene Ontology annotation, biological process: regulation of growth; regulation of DNA-templated transcription. Gene Ontology annotation, molecular function: protein dimerization activity. The record is from RefSeq and is a predicted model, not a curated record. NCBI's taxonomy places the organism in Eukaryota, Viridiplantae, Streptophyta, Magnoliopsida, Cucurbitales, Cucurbitaceae.
CUCUUAUCACUUCCCUUCCCUUCCUUCAAACCCAACACCUUUCCUACUCCAACUGCCUCUCCAUCUUCAACUCCACAUAACCUUCAACCUCACUCACCAACAUGUCCACCAGAAGAUCAAGGCACUCAGGCGCUUCAAGAAUCAGCGAUGACCAAAUCAUCGACCUCCUCUCCAAGCUUCGUCAACUCGUCCCCGAGAUUCGCCACCGCCGCCCCGACAAGGUAUCAGCUUCAAAAGUCCUCCAUGAAACCUGCAAUUACAUUAGAAACUUGCAUAGGGAGGUGGAUGACCUAAGUGAAAGACUCUCUCAGCUCUUAUCUACCAUAGAUUCCGAUAGCGCAGAGGCAGCCAUCAUCAGGAGCUUAAUUAUGCAAUAGAACAAGAACAAGAACAAGAACAACCGUGUCGGG